AUGAAGAAACCGAUGAUGAUGAUGAUGAUGAUGAUGCGGAUAAUGGAAAUAAAACUAACAACAACAACAACAACAACCAAAAUCAAUAUGGAUGAUUCAUCUGAUCCGAUAAACAUAGUGAAAGCAUUGGAAAAAAGUCUUGAAAAACAAAAAAUUUUAGACAUGAAACAAUUUGAUAAUGAUGGUGAUGAUGAAAUGGAAAAAAUCCAUGAUGAUCGUGAUGAUGAUGAUGGUGAUGAUGAUGAUGAAAAGAAUAUUCUGUACCAUCAAUCACCACUACAAUCAACAGCAUCAAUACAACGUCGAAUGUAUGCACGUAGUAUUAGUUUUGCUGGUACACGUUCAACAACGGCAUCAGCAUCAUCAUAUGGCCGUUUUUUAUCAUCACAGCUACAAUCAUCAAAUAUUAUGGCUGGCCAUCAACAAUCAUCAUUAAUACGUCCACGUGGUCUACUUUUUCAACGUCUUGAUGGUCGUCGAUUAUUGCCCAGUAUUUCUUGCGAUGCAUUCUUUCAUAUUCUUUGAUUGACGAGCACACACACACACACACACACACACACACAGUCUCCAGUGGUUUUUUUUCAUAC
This is a messenger RNA of Dermatophagoides farinae (American house dust mite), 587 nucleotides long. NCBI's taxonomy places the organism in Eukaryota, Metazoa, Arthropoda, Arachnida, Sarcoptiformes, Pyroglyphidae. The record is from RefSeq and is a predicted model, not a curated record.